This is a messenger RNA of Porites evermanni, 17437 nucleotides long. The record is from the annotation of a GenBank genome assembly. NCBI's taxonomy places the organism in Eukaryota, Metazoa, Cnidaria, Anthozoa, Scleractinia, Poritidae.
AUGCAGAAUGUCUCCGUUUCAUCACAAACAGGCCUUCUGCAGGUAAAGAUUUGAGCUACUAUAUAUUUAGACUGACUAUUUGAGGAAUUCAGAUGUCUUUUGGCUUGAUUUGCUUGGUAACAAUGCAGUAAUGUCCCAGUCAGUGUAACGAGAAUGUAACUCAAAAAUAAUAUGCUUACCUUCUCACAGACAAAAAAAUAGAUGUAGACCUUUUCACGAAAAACGGCUAGGAGUAAUGAUAAGAUCACUUAUGUUAUGAAAAGGGCUCAAGAAGUCUUAACCUUGUCUCUAGGCCAUGAAGAACUUUGGUUUGGAUCAUGUAAUGAGAGUGUAUUUAAAGGGGCUGCCAUUGGAGGAUCCGCAGGCGACAGACGAGGUAUAAAUAUGAUUUUCAGUAUUUCCAUAAAACAUUGUUUGCAUUUUUAUCGAUAAGUGAAUCAGCGGCUGGAAUUCAAACCAUAAGAUGUAUGGCUUUGGUAUGUGUAAGAUCUCACGCUUUGGAUGUGUCAGUUUGGAGUAUUGACGAUGCUUGCGAUGUAUCGUAUUUUUAAAAAGUUCUUGUUCGUGGUCAGUAUUAGGGACAUUUAUAACAGGUUAACAUUUGGGUUACAUGUAAAUAAGGUACUUCUUAGAAGAGAUCGAGUAAUACUCAUCGCUUUGUUGGAGUGUUUAAUCUUUAACAUUUAUUUUUUGUGAUUGACUGAGUUUCCGUUCAGGGUUAUAAAUUAGCUGCGUUGGUACACUCCAACUGAAACGUGUGAGAAAAUGGCGAAACCUUUUUCUCUCGAACACAAUCUACUAAUGGGGGAUCUUCAAACGAAGAAAUUACGAUUAAAAUAUUCACACUUCUUUAGAAAUAAAUCCUUUGCAUUUCAUUAUAUACGUUCUUUCAACAUCUAAAAGGAAGGGAGAAGUACAUGUAGCUCACUUACAGUGAUACAAACUUGUUUUUGUCAUUGUAGGUUGCAGAGCUGCAGUAUGAAUCAGCUUGGCAGAAUUGCGUGUGGGAUUUGGACACCAGGUUGGAGCAUUGAUUUUCUCUCUGUUUUUUUGUUUCUUUGUUUUUUUUUGUCGAAAAAAAAAAACAGAGUUGUUUGCACAUUCUCCCUGCUAUUUUUUCGCUGUCUUCGUUAUAUAGUUGAAAUGUUUCCCCAACAACGCGCACAGUCAUUGGUUACUUCGGGAUUACAUGAAAUGUAAAAGGAAGACCUUUUCCCUGUGAACCUGCUUUUGAAAGGCGUAGUUAAAAUUCUACCGCUCCGUUCUAAAGCGUAAUAAAAAAAGCACCGAUCAACAUGACCGGCGAGUGAAGUUUUUGGCCGGUCAAGACGCCAUUCUGGUCGGACGUUUUCCGUUGACCGGCCGUUAUUUUGGGCCGAAAGUUCCUAGUCGAAUUGCUCUGGAAAAAUAGGAUGGUCAUUUACUCAUUACCUUGCGGCGUCGAUCUAGACAGCCCAAAAAGAUUUCACAGUCUUUACCAAACACAUACACAAAAACCGUCACUUGUGGUGUGCUUAUUCCUACAGCACUUCAUUGUUACAUCUUUUCUCAUCGCCAACAGAGUUUACUUCUUUUUCACAGGAUUGGUUCAGACAGGCCUCAAGGGUUUCAUCAGGCUUUGUAUGGUUCUCUGUGUGCCUUGCAAGAGGAAGAAUGGGAACUGUUUCAGUGUAGGGUAGACAAUUCAAAGUAAGGAAAUGAUAAAGAGUUUGGAGUGUCAUCAUUAUGUGUGCCAACGUCAAAUACCGGCAUACAUAAGCCUAAACGUGCUGUUAGCAAUUAAGUAACGAGUAUACCUUAUAGGCGAUCUUUGAAGACAAAUGCGAAAGAAUCCAAUUGUCUAAGACACGAUCCUACAAUUUUCCAGUUAUGCACCAACAACUCCUGGAUAUUGAUGGGUUUUUUUUUCUCUAGUCUCUCUGUCCGUUGAGAUAUGAUUUUUUUCUCUGGGUUCACAAUGUGGUUUACAUUUCGUAAACAAAAAAAAAUUUUGGUUGCUUUAUGUCUUCACAGUAUUGCUCGAUGCAAAUACAUCCAGAAAAAAAAGCGUGAUCAAGAAAAUAAGCGGCACUUAAUCGAAUCUGACGCGCUAAGCGAUUAUCAAUCUUUGAUCAUCAUCAUCAGACAGUGUUGACCGCUACCGCCUGCGUGCGUGAAACUCGAGUAACUGCCGCUUUCUUUUUAUCUCACAAAUUGUGAUUACAGUUUGCAGUUGUUUAGCUACUAUUCUGUUACGAUACGUAUACUUUUUCGCAUCUACAUGUAGUAUGCUAUCUUAUUGAUUUGCUGUUUCUGUUUUCAAAUUUAAAAGUAUUCUCUUCUAAACUUGAAAUUAAUUGUAAAUGAAAAUUUAGAUUGCAGAUAAUGGACGAAGUAGCGCACGUUAGCUUAGAGAGCGUACGCAGCGUGUAUCCUGCCUUGACACGGCUGCAGUGUGUUGUGGAACUAGAGAGUUUUGGCUUUGCCAUUAACGGGUAGGUCGCAAUUAACUUCCAACAUUCUGUCAUCUCCGUAGAGGCUCCCGCUAGGUAUUGCAAUAAAAAUAGUAAUGAUGUAAGUGCACGGUUGACCAUGGGAAGAGAGAAUAAAACGCGGUUCUUUUCCUCUCCCCAGCCUCCUUACGAUACAAAGAGGCCUCUACAGAGGAUAGAGAUACAAAAAGAUGGCACAAAAAUUCCUCACGUGGUGAAAUUUGUACAUUUGUUGAUUUUUGCGUCGAACGUGGAUUUUGCGGGAAUCGCUUAUCUCGGUCGAGAGUGUAGGAUUCCCUGGUGUAAUGGCAUAGCUGUUUACCUGUCGUACGAUCGAUCAAGUUCUCGCUACGCCAAGGAAAUUAUUAGUUUUCUCUUUCUUGGCUUUCUCCCUCUUCAUGUAUAAUCGUUGGAUCGUUUCCUCGAGCCCCGCGAGGUUUUGCGACACUUGCAGGGCUCGAAAAAAGGCCCGUAAGGUAGUCCGGGACAAGUGGAUUCUCUUGCUGGGCAAGUAACAGUUUUAAAGCUGACUUGCCCAGUGGGGAAGGGGUCCAAACCGCUCAUCCUCUAAUGAAAUCAUUAACUAAGACGAGCAAAAAGUGGCCCUGGGCAAUCUAAAUGUGAGAGCGGCCUCCCCUAAGGACAAGCUGGAAUUCAAACUUUUAACGAGCCCUGACUUGCACUUCUAGUUAUAAAGUACAGUGCUAACUUUCGACCGUGGGGAGAAAAUCCUGUUAAAACCUCUCUGGAAGCACUGUUGCAUAGUACUGUUACUUAAGCCAUUUUGCAUUAAGUGGAGCUUAGGUCUUCGUUGACUUUUAUUAAUGGCUAACAUCAACAGAAUGGUCCAGUUGUGUUUCCACUUCUUCCCAAUCAGUCAUCAUAUCUCUUCGCCAGGUUCAUUUUAAGGCGCCCAUUCUGUCUCUUUCUUUGGUAGUCUAUCUUAGUGCUUACCUUUUGAAGCUGUUGGUAGAUUUCCUUAUAAAAAGUGGCCUAAUGUCCAUUCUACAAAGAGGCUAUUAAUUUUUUAACCGAGGCCUCAGAAAGUAAUAACUUAUUGGUUUCCAAAUCCUUGCAGAUGCCAUAACACAGUCAUACCUAUUCUUCACGUUUCUCGCUGACACAUUUGCCACUGAAUUAACGACCUCAACCUUUUUAAUUUUUUUUAGUAAGGAUGCCAGCAUGGUUGAGAUGUGGAAUGAACGAUUUCCACUCCCUGACAACGACUUUGAAUUUUUGGCGCCUUUGCUUGCUCUCCGAACCUCCAUGCUCCAAACACUUGUCAAGCUAAGACAAGACAAGGUUAACAGUCCUGAAGGAAUCCUUCAGCUUGCUCGAGCUUACAAGGAUCUGGCUACCCAUUUGGAAAUGCAAGCAAAGGUCGCACGGAGGGCAAAUAAUCCACAGGUACAGCUUGCUGUUUUUAAUACAUGUACAUAGACGACUUUGAGAAGAGAAUUGUGAGGUCACAAAAAUUCAAUUUGAUGGGUUUUUCCUUUCGCAGGUUACACAAUAAGAACAAGAAUUAGAAUUAUCACAUCAGUCUCCCUUCCGCUUCAAUUAAUACCACGCACACCGUCUUGCCCUCACCCCUACCAUUCACCUACCUACCCCCUACCCCCCAUCACGAUUUAUUGACCUCGUGGAACGCUCUCCUAUCAUCUUUAAUUAUUUCUACUUCGUUUAUAGUCGUCGCUUUUAGUUCUUGACACUGAAGUGGCAACUGGAAUUGAAAACUAUCUAAUACAUGGCAAUUUAUUUUCAAGACUCGGGCGGAAAACACUUGAACUAGCUCCCAAAUAACCGUUUUGUCAUCAAACGGCCUUUUCGAUAUUACCUUCUUUUUAGAUCUAAUGCUUAUACGGUAUUACAAACUCCGGACUCCUAGCUGACGCCUGAAUUUUUCUUUCCCUCAAGAAAGUGGAUACUUAGAAAUUGGGCUCAAAUGAUCCCAACUAUACUACUUAGACAUUUUAAAAGUCUAAUUAACUCUUUAUUCGUGUUCAUCCGUGGACACAGGUUGCUGAGAAAGCCUUGUUUCGAAUAAGACAACUACAAAGUGACAUAACAGAUGUGCAGAGUAGGCUUGGAGGAGAGGACCUCGGGGUUUCAUGGUCGUGGAAAAUGGAGGAAGCAAAGUUACGAUGGGCCAAAGGGGAACAGGAUACAGCUAUGUACUUACUAAAGUCAUUGGGUAGACAACUGGAAAAGGUACAGAAUCCAGUUAGUGUGCCUUAGAAUAGUACUUUAAAAGGAUAUAGACUGCUGUUAGAAAGCACUCUUUGUUUGGGGAGGUUUUGGGAUGGGAAACCGGAGAGGUUUAUAGGAAUUUGCAUGUACAAUGCAGAGGCAUGUCACCCUCGAGGGGGCAAAAGGUAGGCAAUCAUCUUACCGAGGUAGACUUUUGGUAAGCAUUUUUUGACCUUAGUAAGGUAUGGUUUUUACAGUAUGGUAGACGUCUGGUUACUGCAAACAAUAUUGUUCCAAAAGGUGUGAUGCUCUUGCAGCUUAGAGUUGUUGUUUUGCUCAUUCAACGAACUGCUCUUUUGACUUUCUUAUUGCUUCGACGUCGUGACAUCUUAAAUUCCCUUAUUCCCAUCUAAUACAGAGAAUUCAUGUAUUCAAAGUCACCUCUGUCGUGUUGAUACUUAUUUGCAGGUUCGUGAUCACAGCCCUGAAGCCUCAGUCCUUUACCCACAAGCUCUGGGCUUGUAUGGAAACUGGCUGGCAGAAUCUAAGUCGGAGAAUCCUAACACCAUCAUUGAAGAUUACUUAGAGAAGGUAAAAUUCGUAAUUUCUAACAGUAAAAUGCACAAGUUAAGCCGUUCGCUUCAACUUACCGACCGUUUUCAUCUCUAAACGGAAGCUUACUCUCUCGAUGCUUAACAUAUUUGGACAAGUGAAUCUUAUGUACCCACUCUGAUCGUAAUGUAAGAGCAAGUGCUAAUAACACAAUUCAAUCUACGGACUUCUUGCAGCUCUAUAAGGACCGACUGCGAGGUUUGCGAUCGUAAAACCUACAGGAAUAGGAUCGUUGCCUAUAUGGACUAUUGUAGCAUGUCAAUAUUGGACAAACCUCCUCAAAUUAUGAUUAAUACACGAGUUUUAUUUCGGAGUUUCUCGUACCAACAUCAUGUCAUUUAUCUGCAUUGCGGGCUCUUUUAAUCAUGGCACUGUUUCUUUUUUUUGCUUGUCAGGCGGCUUGUUUAAUGGAGUGUAUGGAAGGCGGAAAUGAUGCGUCAAGGAUCGAGGUGCUCAAAUUGAUUAUCUUGUCCCUUGUGAUUGUAUUUUUUGUUGAUAUUCUUGCUUGCUUUAUUAUACUUUUUAAUGUAUCUUCGUUUCUUUUUUAUAUGUUUGUCUGUUUAUGUGCCUGUUUCCUAAACGCCCUAGAGGUAAUUCCCUUGUUUUGCACUGCGCCCCUCUACUGCGCAUAAUAUUGCGACAUCCAAGUUGGCGGCGGUUCUUCCCAGCUGCAUUAACGAGACAGUGUCUGGCCUAGAAUCGCUACUGUACACAUGUUGUUUAAAGUCCGAGCGUGGAGAGACGAAUAUUUGUCGAAGAAAUAAAUAAGACCCGCCGUAACACCGGAACCACGCGAGGAAGACCGCUCUUUGAUGUAAACACGAAGUUUUCUGCUGAAUUUACAUUCUGCUGUGUAUAGAAACCAAACAAGAGAACAUAUGAAGCACAGGAAUCGAUCAACAGUCUUUUCUUUAAGUUUCUUUGUCAAGCAUUGUUGUACAAAAGCCAAAAAGUCGAACCCUAGUUUAUUGGACCACAAAACGCCAGCGAUACAAAACAGUCCAAAAUAUAGAUUCAUAAAGUCAAAAUCUCAUAAAAUCUUGACUAACCUUCUUCCGUUGCAUUUGUUGAACUCUAUCCAAGUAUGAAUUUCUGUGUUGGCGAUAUCAAACACAUAAAAACAACCGAAAACAAGCUUGAUCUCGAGUGCGUACUCCGAUCAAGAUUGGCUUUAUUUCUCGUCCCAAAUCCCGCCGCACAAAUUCUCCAUCCUGACUGCGAUCUCAAAACCAUGCCCACCCUUGACGGCAGUUUGUGAGGAAACAAACACGGUGACCCCCGAUUUUUUUUUUCAGGUAAUUGCUGAGAACAGUCUAAUAAAGAACAUAUUUGAAAAAGAAAAAAAGUUUGAUAGUAGAACAUGAUUUUUUUGGAAAAUAGUUCCGUACUGGGAGUAUUUGGGCCAAGGCGAGGACUUCAAGCUAACCACGGAACUGUCCGAAAGAAUGCAAUAUCAGUACAACCAGGCAAUCAAAAACGACUUAAAUUAAGCAAUACUGCUUAUUUGAAUAAAAGAAGCCUUAUUUUGAAGAUAAAAUUUUGUGUGUUUCAAGUAACAAAGUUUUUAUUCUGCAUGAAGGUGAUUCGAAUUUUUAACGCCCAAUCAGUAAAAAUACCCCAGUUUAAGAGCCUGCUGACGCGUAAACAAGCACGGUGACCCCAUCUUUUUAUUGCAUUUUUUAAUGUUCAUAUCAUGAAUGUUGAUUAUGCCAAGUUUCAAAAAAAAGUUUGAUAGUAGAACAAUUUCAAGAGAAUUACCAAAGUGAUAAAAUUGCAUUUUCUUACGUUUUCUUUCUUUUUGUGUUUGUUUCUGUGUAGGCCUUUUUGUCUCUCGCCUGGUUUGCAGACACACAGUACCAGAAGAAAGUGGAUUUCAUGAGUUCGAGCACUUACGAAAACAAAGAGGCUUUGAUGAAAAAAGCCAAGGUAAUUGUUUGAGACUAACUGUGAGGUUUACUUUGCUUUGAUAAUUUGCGAAUAAAAGUUUAUGGUCCGAUUAAAGUUUAGCAAUGUCGCACGAAAGUAUACCUGCGGUUAGACAUGGUUACUAGACACCUCAAACAUUUUGUAGCAAACGUUUUGCUUAUUUAUUGUAGAACAUUGAAGUCACUUAAUGUGUAUUCGAAAGCCGUUCUUUUUUUUCCUCGCCAAGGAAGGUGUGAUGGUCGGACAUAUGUCUUUCCACCAAAACUUCAAAAAAGCCUUAUCAUUCUCCUUUAUUGUUUUAAGGUGGAAUCGGAACGUCUUCAGCGAGUUAUUGAAUCCGGAAAAGACAGGUAUGCACGAACCCUGAACUUACAAGCUCAGAUGGAUGAAAGAGAACUUCAACAAGUGGUGGACGACAAACGGACAUUCCUGAAAACGGCUGUUGAGUACUACAUUAAAACACUGCAGACAGGGGUAGGUUGGAAAGACUGCAUGCUUAAUUCUUGCAAACUCAAUAACUGCAGCCCCUCCCCUCCCCUCCCCUCCCCUUCCCAUCAAUAAUGAUGAUGAUGAUGAUAGUAAUAAGCCCAUAUCCCGUCCUUUGCAGCGUAAAUGAGGUUGUCUGAAUUGAAUGACUUAGACUUUGUCACCUUGUGUGACAAAAGCAUAUAAAUAGGUAAUAUAUAAACUGCCGUCUCACUUUGUUCUUACUAACGGAGUAAGAUAAGCUUUUCUCAGGUGUCAGGUGUGCUGAAAAAAGAACGUUAAAUAAAGCAUUUGAAAAGGCAAUUGAAAAGUACUGAAUGUGUAAUGGCUAGCCUUUUAAUUCUCGUCGCUAGUUGGUAUGUUAUCUUUGUUUUUUUCCUGUUUUUAGGAUAAGUAUGACAUGAGAGUGUUCAGGCUUUGUUCCCUCUGGUUUGACAACGCAAAGGAAGAGUUUGUCUCGCAGAUGAUCAAGGUUUGUUUGUAACCAUUUACCAUUGUCCAUCGUCGUUCUUCAUCUAGAUGUGUUUAAAGGAAGGUUUUUCAGUUGUUGAAAAAAAAAACACUCUUCAAACAAAAUUAUUGUUUCACUAAUAAUUGGUGAGAUUGAACCUGUGUCCGCCUUUAUCGUUAUUGCUAUCUUAAACUUAAUAAACGUGUCAAAGAUAAGGACCCUUGUGCAUAAUAUCAAUAGUGUUAAUAAAAGUACUUCCCUCUCUGUUUGGUAUGAUUUUAGGACGGAGUGACGAAGAUUGAAUCUCGCAAGUGUCUUCCUCUGAUGUAUCAACUAGCUGCUAGGCUUGGAACAAAGUCACACGAUAAUCCCCUAUUCCAGGCAACUCUUAACGAGGUAUGCUCACUUCUGUCCAUUACUCACUGCCGUGUUUCGUUACAUCUACUGCUGUACUUGACUUUGCCAACACUAAUCUGAAUAAGAGCGUAUUUAUAAAGACCAGUAUGGAUGUACAGUUCUUUGAUCUUGCCCGGCUUUGCACCUUCACAGAGUACAGAACUGCUUACCAGGGAUCACUCUGAUGGUUAUUUGCAGUUGUGGAAGGUUUUCCUUUUUCCAGACUGAUGGAGAUGGAGGAAAGACCCUUUUUUUGAGAACCGUUACUGUAGAAAAAUUUCCAUACUAGCAUAGGUCUCUCACGGCAAGAGAUUAGAAGGAGAGGAAAUAGAGAGACCUCCGCCGGUCCUAACGCUUUCUUUCACGUAGCCGCCGACCACAUUUGUGGUCGAAACUUACUGGUUUUCAAAACCGUUUUCGUUUCAUGUGGAAUGCGAUUGCCCUGUUAAGACUGCAGGCUGGAAAUGGUUUUGGCCUGCAGUUGUUAUCGCGCAAAAACCGGUUCUGUAAGUUAUUUCGCACGUUACAAAAACGUUACUGGUUGUUGAGGAAAGGCAUUCAUGAUAGAAAACGCAUCGGAGACCAGCAGAUGUGUUUCUCUUUCCUAUCAUUAUUCUCUUGUCGUGUGAGACCUCUGCUAACAGGGAAUAGAAACUUAAGAUCAAUAAUAAUAUGUUUUUUCCAGCUUAUUGAAAGAACAGCAGUUGACCAUCCUCACCACACAUUAUUCAUCCUAUUUGCACUCGCAAAUGCUGAGAAAGAUAACAAAUAUCUAACUGGUGGCAAGAAGAACGCAACUGCCUCGAGGCUUACAAGAAAUAACUCUAAGGAGGCGAGCAGCGGAUUCACUGAGGUAUUUUGGUCAACAAGUACCACGAUUUCUGUUAAGCUGUGGAGAGCUUAAGCAACCAGGAAGGCAACGGCAGCGGAAACUUCAGUUUAAAAGCGAAUUCGCGCUGUUUCAAACGUGUUACUCUUAUUCCCUUAUUCCUUAUGGACGUUGAUUCUGAAGGAAAUAUGAAGGACUGUAUCUAAAAAGUGUUGCCUUGUGUUUACGUCCUCCAUAAAACGAGAAACUAGUAGGUUACGCGUUGUAGUUGUGCAACAACGGCAAAGUAAAUUACUAUUUUACAUUUUUUUUUCCUUUCAUUUUUAGGCUCGCAUUAAAACAGCUUGUGAGUUAAUUGAUAGGAUUGGAAAACAGCGCGGAGAACUUGUACAUAACAUGAGAUGUUUGUGUGAAGCGUACAUUGAACUUGCCUAUGUCAAUGUCCAACAUCUAAAGAACGAAAGAGGUGCGUUAUCGUUAUAAACAUGGUGUAAACUUUUUCAAGCGAAAGGUUUCCUCAUUUUCCGCUUCCCCCGCCUCUUAAACAACUUUUCUCGCACAUUUUAGGUCCAUUUAACUUGCAGGAUGUCACGAUCAAGAGAAUUUCAAACCUAAAGGAAGUGCCGGUGCCAACUUUAGAAGUGCAGGUAAAUGGCCCAUGUCUACCAUCUUUAUCUUUUAAGUGUUGGGUUUGGAUUCCCAUCCGGAGCUAGAUAUUUUUUUACCUUCUCCUAACGGUCGUGUCCUCGUUACAUUUCUCUUUAUCACGUUGAAUACAUUAUCUUCCUAACGGUCUAACUUGUUUCUUCAUCAGGUCGACCCAUUAUGUCGAUACGAUGACCUUGUUCAUGUGGUUAGAUUUGACUCCAAGUUCUGUCUCGCUGGAGGAGUGAAUCUUCCUAAGAUCAUAUUUUGCAUUGGAUCUGACGGAGUCAAACGACGGCAGCUGGUCAAGGUGCGUUUGUUACACACAAAAUAGUGUGUUUUGGUAAUCAUUCUGGGUCAUCACAACAUUAGAAGGUAACAGUUAGAGAACCACCCAGUUUUUCGAAAAUGUAAACAGGCGGCGCCUUGCACUUAAAAAAAGUGAGGGAUUGCUUUCAGUGUUUAAAUGAAUACCACCACGUGAUGGGACGUGACUUCAAGUGGCAGGAAGUUGUAAAUAGUGAGUGAAAAGCCACUCUAGAUUCAGAAGUUCUUUUGGACGUCCGACACUUUUAUCGGUUUAUUUAUGUAGAUAAAUGUUUCCUUUUCUCACUGAAGGUUAAGGGACGCAAGAACUCUUUUAAGCAGCGUAACAAAUCUAGAACAUUUGAGUAUUUUUGAUCCGGUGGGUUUUUUUUUAUCUGUAUAGGGAAGAGACGAUUUGCGCCAAGACGCUGUUAUGGAACAAGUGUUUGGAAUGGUGAACCAGUUACUUAUCAAAAACUCGGAAACAAGAAAAAGGAAACUAAAGAUGAGAACGUACAAGGUAUUAUCGUUGUAAGAAAUCUUACACUGUUGGUCGUGUUGUCUUGUUUUGAAUAAGCCUUUUAUUUUCAAAGGUACUGAAACUUUAGCGUAAAGUAUAGACAAAAUCAUGAUCUGUUUCCUGCUUCAAGUAUAUGAUGAGGUGCGUUCGUUUUAGUGAAAGAUGUUAUCUUCGCGUUUUACAAGAUUUGUUCACUGUGCGAACGCAUGUGCCAUUGGUAGACAGUAUACUUAUCAUGUUUGAUUGUUUUCUGUUUCCACUCUCUGACGAGCAUGUCUCCAACGCGCUUUUUUCUUCAGUGGUUUUGGUUUUUGUGUUCGGAUAAAAUCCGUACGUUAUUUGAGAACAUUGAAGGAGAUGAAAAGUAACUCUGUCAUGCGGCAAUUGCUUAACAAUGCUUUCAUGUCGUUCCUUCCUUUUUCGCUGACUUGCUUAAAAUUAGGUUUACCGUGCUCGUGGUGUUUCUGGAAAGUUCGAGGAAUCUUUUAAGUUUCUAGUCGUUUGCUGUCGAGGUCCGUGAAAUUUACUUGAAUGCUGUUUUUUUCUUCCUUCUCCUAGAAAAUUUCUAGUCGUAUUCAUGCCACAGGGUGAAUCAGAGUGUGGUAUAUAGUCGAUGAUUUCAAUUAACCUGCACCCAUGUAAACCUGUUAUUUCAGUGAUCCCUAUAACCUGCACUACCUAUUGUUUUCAGGGAUAGGGGCAUUGAUAUGUCACCAUCCCUAUUGUUUUCCCAGCAAAUCACAAACCUUGUUUGGAAAGGUGCAGGUCGGCGCCAAUGAUUCCCUAGAAAACUCUUAAGAUUUCAUUCUCUCUUAGUGGAACCUUAGUGCCCAGGUCAGGAGUACUGCUUUAUCUCAUUUCACCCUCUCCUCUCUUUGUCUUGUAUUGCACCAGGUCAUACCUUUAUCACAGCGCAGUGGAAUAGUUGAGUGGUGCGAGGAUACUAUGCCUCUGGGCGAGUAUCUUGUCGGAAGGCCUGGUACCAAGACAGGCGCUCAUUCGCGUUACUAUCCGGGAGACUGGACAUCACUUGACUGCCGAAAGAGAGUCAAGGUACUGUGGACAAACGUUGGAGUUUAAUUUUGCUGCUUGCUUAAAAGAGUUGCACAGUGAGCAAUAUUGAACGGCAAGUUUGUUGCUUUGAGCGGCGUAUCCAAUCGCCUGUGGACGCAAACAACCCUGUCUUUACUUUUGUUCAUAGGCCAUGCACUUCUUUUAUCUCCGUUUAGCAUCAUCCGACCGACCCGAUAAUAUAGCGACUUAGUGAAACCUUUUCAUUCAUUUUAAAGAAAUGAGCAUUGUAACAGCAUUUGGUGGCAUUAUAGUUUCGGCAGUGCAUCUCUUUUUCCAUGUUUUUAACUUGUGGAUUACGCGUAGCGUAAGGAACAAAUUAUUGUGGGCACUGCGAUAUGCAAAUGUAUCAAUCGGGUGUAUACACCGUUAGUAAUUAGUCGGCUCCGCACGAAAGUGCUCGAUAUCAAAACGACAAUUGUCGUAGAUCGUUCCCGUUCCGCGAUUGCCUAGAGCUUUCGAUGUUAUGAUUUUGUACAUUUCACUUCGGACGAUAAGUUGUCUUCAUGUGUACUUUGAAUGUUUCAAAUUAGCACUAUGGCCAGCUUUGAGAAACGAAACGCAUUCGAAGCUAAACGGAAAAAGAAGGAUGGCCAUAGUAAUAAAUAGUUGAAAACUUAUCGCCUCUGAAAAUACAUAUUCCGGCUAUCAUGGGUAAUUUAUUGUAAUAUGAAAGUGUUUUUAUCAUCAGAUGGGUGACGAUGCUGGAAGGCCAAGAUAUGAAGUCUACCAAGUAUGUUGCCAUGCUUCUUCUUUGAAGUGCAAAGUAUACACACUUCUUGCGAAUGUUUAAAGUUGUAAGAUAUUCACAGCGUUAUCUUCGUUUAUGAGGUUCUGUUAUCGAGAAGGGAUACUCGUGAAAAUAUAAACAGCGGGAUAAGAAAUAUUUAGGAAGGUGAUUCUGGGAUUUAGAGAAUUAAAGGUAUCAUUUUGUGGAAGAGAACAGAAUUUUUUCAUAGACCAGUGAGACUGGUAUAGAGAAAGACAAAAGUUAAUCGUCUGUCUAGCGUUCGUUUGUAUUGUUCUGUCAGCCUUCUUUCUGUCAGUUGUUGACAAAAGUGGCCCCUCCAGAUAGUCAGUCCUACAUACAUUUUCCCCUCAUCUCAGAGUUACUGUUUAAUACUCGGGUAUGUUGAAUGAAAGUAGUAAUUGGCAUUACGUACACAAGUAGAUACUAAGACCUGGUUCCUGUUUGAGUUUUUAAUAGGGUUGAAACCUUUAUUUCAUUGUUGCUGUAGCUUGUUCACCAUUUGUCCAAAAAUCUGGAAAUUGUGGUUGGAUCGGGAAUAGCAAGACGGAUUUGAUCACCGGAACGAAAGGAAGGCCAGCGGUUCCAGUGCGUUCUACCUGUGGUCAUAGGAAUAAGACACUUACACUCCAGUUCAUUUGAAGUUUAGACGCGUCUCAUUUGCUGCAAUUUUGACGAGCUCCUCCUCAUUUUCAUCGUGUAAACGCGCGCCUUCUUUUCGGUAACCAUCUCGCAAAAGAAAACAAUGUGACAAAGUCUUUUACCCGUUCCUUAGGCCCCUUAGGUGUUUUUUUCUUGGGUGAAAAUGGCCCUAAAGAUGUACUGUAACUUGUUGUUUGUUAAUCUGAUAUUCGCACUCUUCGUUGUUUCUUGCACAGGAGCUAAUGGAACAUUUCCACCCAGUGUUCCGUCACUUCUUUCUGGAGAGGUUUCGGGAUCCUACUGUGUGGUUCGAGAGAAGGCUAACUUACACCAGAGGAGUUGCCACCUCAUCCAUAGGUACUGUUGUCAUCUAACUACAAUCCUGGUCAAAACUCUUGGGCACUAACGCAAUAGCUCGUCAAAAUGGCUCAUUUUUUCUACCCAGUGUGAAUACAUUCAAGUCAAUGUAUUCAGUCAAGAGGGGGACAGCAGAAACAGUUUAUUUCCAAGCGUUUUUUCUUUUUUUUUUUUUGAAGGGUAGAAUACGAGUUAAUUUACCAAGGCGAGUCUUCUCGCCAAAUUCCCUCAAGUCUCCCAAGAUGUUUUGUCCAGGGCUUUAUAUCUCGCCAGUUGCUAUCUUUUUAAAAAGCUAAAUCGUGUCUUCGCUGUAAUUAAAUUCCAAAAAUAAUGUCCCAGAAUUGUUAUUUAACACUAUAUAUGCCGUUAUGGAAAGAAUAGACACGGAAUGAAAAAUAAGCCAACUGGGUAAAGGCACUAAGCAAAUGUAAGUUAAGCACAGAAUAGACCUAAAACUUCAAUAUCAUAGUAACGAAGCGCGUUAAGCCUCAGCCAAAAAUGUAAACAAAUUGUUGAACCAAGUAAACGUAACUGGCUCUCAUCGCGAAAAAACACUCAAGUCAGGAUUGAUUUAAGUCUCACUACUUAUCCUUUUUCCCGUGUCACAUCUAGUUGGUUACGUUGUUGGUUUGGGAGACCGUCACGUGCAGAAUAUUCUUGUGGACUGCAAUACAGCCGAACUAGUACACAUUGACUUGGGUAAGAGAAGGAAUUUUUAUUCUGUGUCGACCAGCAAGAGUUUCGUGCAACUCUUGUGAUUUAUUCCCCUCGAACUGGAUUGUGAAACAACUCAUCAAUUAGAAAUCAGUAAUGACUCCGAUUCUUUGAUUCAAGACAGGAUUUUUGCCGUAGUUUCAAACUAUUUGGCCCAACGUGUUCAGUGAUUUUGUUACCCUUUGUUUCCUGUGUCCCUGACGCAUAAAAAUCCCCAAAGACGCAAAAUAAUUCAUGACGUGCUUCCCGUAGGACACAUUUAAGCGCCGCCUGGUAAGCUCAGUUGGGAGAGCGCCGGUCUGACGAGCGGGAAGUCGCGGGUUCAAACCCCGGCCGGAACAACACUCUGGGUCUUAAAAUAACUGAGAAGAAAGCGCUGCCUUUGUAAUGACAUCUGCAAGUGGUUAGACUUUCUAGUCUUCUCGGAUAAGGACGAAAGCCCGUAGUCCCGUCUCACAGCACUUGCACUGAUUUGUUCUUGUGGGACGUAAAAGAACCUACACCACUAUUCGAAAAGAGUAGGGGGCGUAGACCCCGGUGGUGUGGCCAACCUUUACGGGUUGUGGGAUUGGGUAGGGAUGGCACUUCGCAUAGGACCUGAGUCCCGUUUGUGCACAUUCCUCCUGGGCUACCCUGUGUUGGUAAACCUAAAAAGAUCGAUUGAUCGAUCUGAACAUGUGUAUCUGUAGCAAAAUCAAAUUCGUGUAAUUUCUGUGGCAGUUAUUAUACAGCUGUUGUUUGACGAUGCGUAUUUCCUUUAACCUUUGCUGUGCUUUAAAAAAAGAAGGACUAUAUUUUCAGUUCAUUUUACUGCCAGUAAUACAGCGUUUUGGAGUUUGUCUUCAGAUUAAUUGUCUGGUUACAUAUGCAGCCACAAGCAUUUUCAAUUCGGACUCAUUUUUUUAUAUGGGAAUCAAUGGUUAUGGACUGGGGACUCAUGAUUUCUCACUGAGUCCCAGGAUUCACCAUAACUGCCUCUAACAAAAUCACUGCAUGUUUAGUAGUUUCUUCUGAUCAAUAAGCAAUAACUGCAGACGUCCGCGUGACGCUGUUAACAUCCGCAUUUACGCGGUUUGAUUUGCAAUCACACGUUUCUUCUGUCUGACACGCGCAAAACUAAUCUUGUUUGCCUGUCAAUAAUCAUAGGGGUGGCGUUUGAGCAAGGUAAAUUUCUCCCCACCCCUGAGACGGUACCAUUUCGGUUGACACGUGACUUGGUGGACGGCAUGGGACUGACAGGGGUGGAAGGAGUGUUGAGACGAUGCUGUGAGAAAACAAUGCAGGUCAUGAGAACGUCACAGGAAUCACUAAUGACUAUUGUGGAGGUACGCGCUUUUUUUAUUGUUGUUUUCUUUUUUAUAGUGUCGUACAACCAAACCCAAAGUAGUUAUCAUCCCCGUUACAAUAGAAACAGACGAAUCAAUGAACCAUUGAGAUUUAUGGAGAAAAAAAUCGAUCGAAUUGAGGAGGGGAAGGGGUUAGUCAAACUGUCUGCAAUAAUACGUUUCGGCUCAGUGAUUUAAAGUCACAGGCCAGUUUGAGCUUAUUCCUUCGACACCAUAAAUUAAUUAAUGAAUACUUUUUUUCAGUUUCUAGUCAACCAGUUGAAAGCCAUGACACGGUUAAGCCACCCAAAAAGAGCACAUGGCCUUAAUGAGAUUUCCCCGCAUGUUGUUCAUGAGAUAAAGACAAAAGGCUAUUUUAGUAUGACGUCAUCAGCGUUAAUGUAUUUCCCCGCAAAAUAAUGAUAUUUUAUUCAGCUGAUUAAAACAAAUGGCUACGACGUCAUUGGCGUAACAGUGCGACUACUGUAACCAGGGCCAUUCAGACAAAGUUGACCAAUCGCACUACAAGAAAAUAACAAUAAAUCCCAAGAACGUUGGUUGUCGGCCAAUCAGCAGCUCGUUAAAAAAAUAAUUAGUUACUCAAAACAAAAAAAAUUAAUAUUUAUAGCAAACGUUUUUAGGGAAAGCAAAAUGUUUCACCAGACAGUGUUUUUCUAUUCGAUACUCUGUAUACAAUAUCCAGGAGACAUUUCGUUGACACAAGCUAUUCUUUUGUCAUCUACCAGCAAUUUCUUCGCUCCUAUUGCCUCGCUUUGCAGUAACGUGAGACCGCAAGUCAAAAAUAUAACUACCGUUUACGUUUUUCGCCUCAGUCACCCACUACAGCGGACCUCUCGGGAAACAGGUGCUCUCUUCAGCAGGUUCAAAAGGUCACGUCUGUGGGUUUUAAUUGGUCGUUAUGAUUGACAGCUAACUUGCUCGGGAUGUAUUAUUAUUUUCCUGUAAUGCGAUUGGUCAACUUUGUCUAGCUUACCCCGGUAAUAGUAGUCGCACUGUAUUGUAUUUCUGCGCAAGUUACUGAGAUUCCUGUGCAAAAAAAGGAUCAUUCGGUGCCUACAAUACUACUAACGUAAAUGCUUUGUAUCAAUUGCGCCAGUUUGAGUGUUCGUUGUUUGUGGCGAAUCUCCUCUUGUUAUAUCAAUGCUUUAUUAAUAAGGGUAGUCACGAGAAAUAAAGAUAAAUCGAUACUGUAACAGCUUCUCCCCUUUAUAUCUAUGGGAUAUGUAUAGGAGCAACAAAUGAGAAUUUAAUUUUUUAAAAAAAUUAGGGUACAUCGUGGUUUAGGGAACUAAGGACGGGCCCUUUACCUGACUCAGUUUUCCCCCAAAAUCUUAAAAUUAACGACAGUCCCCAAUAUCAAAUUCAAAAGAAGGCUAACUUUUAUUUUUUGUUGUCAGGUUUUGCUCUAUGAUCCUUUGUCAUCGUGGACACUGAGUCCAGAGAGAAGGAAAGCCCUUCAGAAAGCAGAAGAUCUGUACGAUGUUCCUCCUUCUAGCGCUGUGGGAGAUUGUCUUGACGGUUCCGUCAUGGCAUCAGAUAAUGUGGCACCAGAAGAUAACGUCAACAAAAUGGCGAAGAGGGUGCUUUUAAGACUGAAACAGAAAUUGGACGGCAUUGAAGAUGGGGUGCACUUAAGCGUAUCAGGACAGGUUAAUCAUCUUAUAAGAGAAGCUAUGGAUCCAAAGAAUCUGUGUCGAUUAUUUCCUGGAUGGCAGCCUUGGGUGUGA